ACCCAGUUAGGUGACAGCCUUCUCUUUGGUGGCAACUUUCAUAAGGCUCCGUUGUUGUGAAGCAAUCUGGCGUCCAUAUAAGGAGAGAAGUGGUGUUUGUGUUACGAAGGAGAAAAGUGGUGUUUGUGGUACGUUCAGUCAGCGUGUAGAGAGAGAGAGGUUGUUGGCGCACCUGAGCUGAUAUUCUGCAACGAGAAACCGCUUUCAGACAUAUCGAUUGGGAGAUGGCUGAGGAAAACGCGAAUCCGGAGCAAAGAGAUGCUGAACAGGGCCAGAUUGGAGCGGAAAAACAAGGCAAAGGGAUAGCGCUGGCGGCGGUCGUGCUCGGGGGCGUGGUGAUGGGGAUACUGACGGUGGCGUUCGCGCUGCUGUCCUUGGGCCUCACCAUCGCCUUCAUCACCGUCGGCGCCAUCUACCAAGAUGAUUGCAAUGUGGAGCCCAUGAUCCCCGUAUGGCUUAUCGUGCAAGGAGUGAUUUCCUUCGUCCUGACUCUUUCGGGGCAAUCGAAGAACUCGGAACGCAAGUCGGUGUUCUCCCUCAUUAAGAUAGGCUUGUUAUUCAUCGUUCAGCUGUUUGCCUUCGGGUGGUUCAUUGUAGGAAACGUGUGGGUGUUCACGGCAUGGGCCAAGAACCCGGAUUUCGAGGACUUGACGCAGAAGAACAGCUGUCACAAGGGACUGUUUUACUUGGCUCUCAUCGGCGGGGUGAUCCUCCCAUAUGCCGGUCUUGCUCUGAUACUUACCAUUAUAUGCUGUGUCUGGGUUUGUAAACGCAUAGCCAUGGAUAACUGAGCGUGAACUGAAAGAAUCUUUGGUGAUAGCAUGUUAUAUUUUAUAGCACGUGACAUAUUUUGUAUGCUAUAUAACAUAUUUCACAUAUAUGUUAUUGUCAUAGUUAUCCAUUCUGAUUAACAUGUAGCAUAUUUUAUGUAUAUGCAGUCAUAGGUAUCCAUUUUGAUCAAACUGUAUUUUGUUGUAUUUUAUUUCCAUUUUGAUUAAUUUGUAUUUUGUUUCCACUCCACAUAGUUCAAUAUGCUUGGAUAUAUCCGUGCGGAAGUGAUUACUAAUUUGCAAUCUCAGGGUCUGUGGUUCCAAGAUCUAGAUAUGCAGGUGUUAACACGCGCGAGCAGACAGUGAGUCACUGGGGCCCUACAAACCUUACGCAUCGUAUCUUUCUAUCGGACUAUCUAUAUACUUAUAUAUACACACACACACACACACACACACACACACACACACACACACACACACACACACACACACACACACACACACACACACACACACACACACA
Molecule: messenger RNA, 1293 nt
Organism: Penaeus monodon (black tiger shrimp)
Lineage: Eukaryota; Metazoa; Arthropoda; Malacostraca; Decapoda; Penaeidae
Product: transmembrane protein 272-like
Exons: 6
Coding region: 225-791 (188 amino acids)
Source: RefSeq, a predicted model, not a curated record